AUGAAGGGCUGGCUGCGGACUCUCGGCCUAACGGCCCUGCUAGCCACUUCGGUGCUUGCAGACGACGUUGAGCUGAAAUCCGACGAAGCGCACCGACAACGAUGCUCAGGGAUGUACAGCCGUAAAGCUUGGGGAGGGAAUGUGGACCCAUUUAUCCUUGUCAAGUUUUCCAAGGCGCAGAACACUGAAGGAGAUCCUCUUGCAAGCUUGGUGAUAUUCGAAUGGAAUGAUGAGGAAUUGAUUGGAGACUACCGGUCUAACGAUGCCGACGUCAAAGAUACUAUUUGCGAACAGGGAAGUGUCGAUGCUGGUCUCUGUGCGAAAGAAGAUAUCGGCUCCUUCAUUCUCACCAAGAAUGCCACCGACGUCUCCAAGAAUCCCAUCAUCUCCAAAGCUAUCCACCUUAACGACCCAGAGCCCAUCAAAUAUCCAGUGAAAAAGACCGGUUUCUACUGCGUCAGCACUUACGCAUACUCUGAUGAGGAUUAUUACUCGGUGGUUACCUUCCGCAAUGCAUACGGCGAGCUCCCCGCUGCGCAAAUCGCCAAACUCCCAUUCUAUGGCGCCAUGACAAUUGUUUACGCUGUUAUUGGAGUGUUCUGGGCAUUCCUUUACGUUCAAAACCGGUUUGACAUCUUACCCGUGCAGAACUACAUCACGGCCAUUCUUGUCUUCCUGAUCGUCGAGCAGCUCAUGACCUGGGGCUUCUAUGAUUACCAAAACCGACAUGGGCUGAAUGCCAUGGGAAAAGCAUUGAUGGUCAUAGUAGCUGUCCUCAAUGCUGGUCGAAACGCCUUCUCGUUUUUCCUCCUUCUCAUUGUCUGUAUGGGCUACGGUGUGGUUAAGCCUUCGCUUGGUCGGACGAUGAUCUACGUGCGUAUCCUUGCCAUUGCUCACUUCAUAUUCGCUGUCGUCUACGCCAUUGCGAGCCUAUCCAUCACUCCCGACAGUGCCGGCCCCCUGGUGCUCUUGAUUGUUCUCCCUCUUGCAGGCACCUUGACAGCAUUUUAUGUGUGGACUUUGAAUUCACUCAAUGCCACCAUGAAGGAUCUCAUUGAUCGAAAGCAAAAGACCAAAGCACUGAUGUACAAGAGGCUCUGGUGGUGCAUUCUCGGUAGCAUCAUCGUCAUUUUCGGCUUCUUCUUCAUCAACUCGUUUGUCUUUGUUGGCCGCAGCGAUGUGAACUUUGUACCAGAGCACUGGAAGGCCCGGUGGUUCGUCCUAGAUGGAUGGUUAAACCUGGUCUACUUGUUCGACAUUGCUUUUGUUGCUUACCUGUGGCGCCCUACAGCUAACAACCGUCGAUUCGCCAUGAGUGACGAGCUUGCGCAAGAUGACGACGGAUUCGAGAUUCGAUCCUUCGGAAGUGGUCUGGAUGAAGAGGAUGCUUUCGAUGCACCUCCCGAGUAUCCUGGUAGCUCUGCUGCCGAGGGCCGCCGUGAUCUUUCCCCCGUGCCACCCAAGCCUGUAUCGUCUGCACCCAAGCAGCGCGAGUCGCUUGAUGAUGAGACGAUCUUCGCUGUGGGCGAAGAGGAUGGCAGAUGGUCUGAUGACGAAUCCCCUCGCAAUUCCGGCGAGAGACAACGACUCACCAACUAA
Penicillium argentinense is the source of this 1599-nucleotide messenger RNA. RefSeq lists its product as uncharacterized. NCBI's taxonomy places the organism in Eukaryota, Fungi, Ascomycota, Eurotiomycetes, Eurotiales, Aspergillaceae. The transcript is spliced from 7 exons. The record is from RefSeq and is a predicted model, not a curated record. Gene Ontology annotation, biological process: retrograde transport, endosome to Golgi. Gene Ontology annotation, cellular component: membrane; Golgi apparatus. The coding region runs from base 1 to 1599 and encodes 532 amino acids.